UGGGCACCUCAUGAACUAGGCCUCUGCUUGGCUUGUGGAUCUUCUGAUGGGAAUAUCUCAGUCUUUUCUGCAAGGGCUGAUGGUGGUUGGGACACCUCCAGGAUUGACCAAGCCCACCCAGUUGGAGUUACAUCAGUUUCAUGGGCACCUUCCAUGGCUCCUGGUGCUCUGGUUGGGUCUGGUAUGCUCGAACCUGUCAACAAGCUGGUUUCUGGUGGGUGUGAUAACACAGUGAAGGUAUGGAAGCUUUAUAAUGGGGCCUGGAAGAUGGAUUGCUCUCCUGCCCUCCAAAUGCACACUGACUGGGUUAGGGAUGUUGCUUGGGCACCCAACUUGGGGCUUCCAAAAUCCACAAUUGCUAGUUGCUCACAGGAUGGAACAGUUGUUAUAUGGACUGUGGCCAAGGAAGGGGAAAAGUGGGAGGGUAGGGUUUUGAAAGAUUUUAAGACACCAGUUUGGAGAGUCUCGUGGUCUCUCACUGGAGACUUGUUAGCUGUGUCUGAUGCAAAUAACAAUGUAACUGUCUGGAAAGAAGCUGUGGAUGGCGAGUGGCAACAAGUCAGUGUAGUUGAGCCAUAGUUUUCAAGUGAAACUGUUAUAAGUCUUUCAUUGGUUAUUUUAAUGGUCUUGUCCAUCUCGGGAACUUGUCUGGUUAGUAUAAACUAUUUUCACAAAUUUUCACAAAUUGAUGUUGAAUAUUUGAUUUGUAUGGUUGGUUUGGUUACUAUUGUUUCUUACCAAACAAAAGAGUUGUAGCAAAUGAGGAUUAUUUUUAAUUGUAGCUAUAUAUCUCAGCAUCGCGUUCGGAUACUGUUGAGUGGUUCAGCACUUGCUGUAAUAUGGUAAGCUUCAAUGUCUGGUUACAUUUUGAAGAAGUCAUUUGGGAGAGAGUAAAUAAAUAUGUAAAAGGUAGCCAUAAAGUAAGUAACUAGGUUGAUGUGAAUUAGUUGUGA
This is a messenger RNA of Carica papaya (papaya), 953 nucleotides long. NCBI's taxonomy places the organism in Eukaryota, Viridiplantae, Streptophyta, Magnoliopsida, Brassicales, Caricaceae. The record is from RefSeq and is a predicted model, not a curated record.